AAUAUACACAUACUCCCCAAAUGACAAAUUUGCUACUAAUCUAUAUCGUUACGUCCAUAAUGCCGUUAUCACGAUUAGAUCUCGAACUCGGCUGUCUUUGCCGCCACCGCCAUUAACACCGAUUUUGCGCAGCCCGUUGCUUACUCCAUUUCUUCUCGUCACUCGUUUUUUUUUUUCCUGUUUAAAUCUUGUUUAGCUCAAUUCUGCUAUAAUCUGAAUUCAUAGUUAGGGUUUAAAUCUACUGCAUUAUUUUAUUUUCUUCAUUUUCGUUUGAAUUGCGAAGAUUUGCAAGGGUAAUGAAACUUUGAGGAGAUUUGAAUUGAGAUUAAGAAUGAGAUCGUGCAGUGGAUGGCGUCGUUUUAUUCUUUGUUUCUUUAUGUUGCUCAUCUUAUUCCACCUCUUCUCUGUUCUCGAAUUGCAUUCAAACUCAGUUGUACAAGGUCCUUCGAAGAAAGGAAAUAAAAAGUCUGACCAUCUGAUUCUUGGUCCUGCUGCUGGCCAAGGCUUGCUUAAUCGGUUACAAUGCCAAGGCACCAAAGCUCUUAACAAGACCCUUUAUCCAACUUCUUCCAGUACUGGAGACAACGUUGCCUUUGUUACUGUUUUUACCAUUUACAAUACUUCAUUAGAUUCUCAUGCUGAUAGCAGAUCGUCAAGUUCGGUUUCUGUUGGGAAUGUUUCAUAUAGCAAGACAGAGAGGUCAAUGGCCAUUUUGAAUAUAUUCAUUAAUUUCAUUCAGGUGACAAUGCCUCGGAGCAAUGUUAUCAUUCUAACCGAUCCAGCAUCUGAUAUCUCACUGCAGAGAGAAAAGGUCACUCUGUAUCCCAUUGAGGGUGAAUACUCGCGUGAAAAGCUGAUGCUUCAAAGAAUCAGAUCUUACAUUACUUUUCUAAAUACAAAGCUUAAGGAGCUUGCUCACAACCCGGGGAAAUCAAGUCAUUACAUCUUUACCGACUCAGAUAUAGCUGUGGUUGAUGACCUAGGGCACAUUUUUCAAAGAUAUCCAAAUUUUGAUCUGACCCUUACCUUCCGGAACAACAAAGAUCAACCUUUAAAUUCUGGGUUCAUUGCAGUGAGGGGAACGCCCGAGUCAAUUUUGAGGGCAAAGAAUUUUCUUCAAGAUGUUCUAAAAGUUUACUCUUCUAAGUACAUCAAUGCUUCUCGAAUGCUUGGAGACCAGUUAGCUCUUGCCUGGGUUAUAAGAUCGCACCCUGGUUUUAACUCGCAGAGAUUUGGCAAAGCAGAGGCUUUUGUACAAGAAAUCAAUGGAGCAUCGGUGCUCUUUUUACCAUGCGCAACAUAUAAUUGGACACCUCCUGAAGGGGCGGGCCAGUUUCACGGAAUGCCAUUGGAUGUGAAGGUGGUGCAUUUUAAGGGAUCAAGGAAACGAUUAAUGCUCGAGUCAUGGAACUUCUUCAACUCUUCUUCUGAUAUUUCUGAUAUGCUGUGUCUUAUUCUUCUGAGCGGAAGAACUAAGUAUGAUUUUUGAACUACAAUACUUGUGUGCCUAUUCUCUUGCAGUUUUGUUUACAAGGUCCAUUGUAUCAACCUAGCUAAAUUACCUGUUUAAUUCGGUCUCUCUGAACAUAAUAUGUAGACGCCCACAAAUAUCUGAUUAACUUCCGUAAAAAGGACUGCCUUUUGCGCUUGAUUUUCUCGUUGCUACGAGGGCAAUAUAAAGCUUGACACACUUCUUGUUGGCA
Molecule: messenger RNA, 1703 nt
Organism: Mercurialis annua (annual mercury)
Lineage: Eukaryota; Viridiplantae; Streptophyta; Magnoliopsida; Malpighiales; Euphorbiaceae
Exons: 6
Coding region: 332-1489 (385 amino acids)
Source: RefSeq, a predicted model, not a curated record